Molecule: messenger RNA, 1632 nt
Organism: Pocillopora verrucosa
Lineage: Eukaryota; Metazoa; Cnidaria; Anthozoa; Scleractinia; Pocilloporidae
Source: RefSeq, a predicted model, not a curated record
AUGUAUUUUCAAACGUUUAUAGAGUUUGUUGGUCAUGUAGUGUACUGUUUCACUCGAAGUGUGGCGGAGCAUUAUGAUUUUGACGAGGCCGUAGAAAGCGCUCAUUUAUUUGAGUACGACCCCUUAACCGAUACAGGCUUGGAGUGGUACGGUCAUCCAAUUGACGGAGAAAUUAUUUACCAGGAAUAUAGCAACAAAAACGCAACAACUCUCGACUAUUUAAGCUCUGGUAGAACAGAUGCUAGAAUGUUAAACGCCAUUGCAACAGAAAGUGACGAAGGCUUGUAUCAUGAACCGCUUGAUGAUCAAGGGAUGGCUUGGAAAAGAUUGAGACCAUCGUUAUUGUGUUCACUUUGGAAAUCGUUUUAUUUUGGUUUCUUGAUAUCAAUUCUCGGUGCAAUCGCGGUUGGCACAGUUUCCAUUGUCGUAUACUACCUCAGUUAUCAAACAUUGCUUAAAUGUGAAAGUUACUCCAUAAAAUUUAUCCCGGAAAAACUGCAAUGGAUGCGAACCAUAUCAGAAGUCAUCAUUUGUUCCUUAUAUUUUUACUGGUUUUUUCUUAAUUGUCUUUUUUACUUCCGGCCUUUUCAAAUUUCUGGAAUGAAGCUUAAACUGUGUCUUUUAUGUCUGGCAUUUUAUACCCUGGAUGCGAUCUAUAGAAUUUGCUUUCAAGCGUUUGGAAUCACUCGUACAAAGUUGACCCCGAAGGAAAAAGUGCCGUUAAUAGUGUUAUUUUUUCUAUGUGUUUGUUUACAAGCUUGUGUUAUUGUUAAGCACUUUUGUGGAGGUCCUCGCAAGACACAGGUCAAGUUGCUUUUUAUUUUAACAACACCUGUUACGUUGUCCUACAUCACAGCUGUUUUAAUUUCGUAUUUCAUUUAUCCAGCAUUCAACAAAGAUGACAGAUCAGGCAAAAUGAUCAUCGCCAUAUUCACUCCGCUCAUCACAGUAGUUGUUAAAGGCAUCUCCCGCAUAUGCAUCCAGCGGUUGUCGCGUAUCAGUCAUCCGGGAACUUCAUUCGUGCUGUUAGUGCCGCUGUACCUCGGGUCAGCGGUGAUGUUGAGACUUUUACAACUGGAUCUUGGUCUGAAUCAGAAAUUCAAGUCCGUUGUGGUAAUUGGAGUUAUUCAUGGCAUCGCAGAGGUCAUCGAGCGCAGCACCAUGGUUUUCAUAGAUCAUAUUUGCCACCAGAUUUUUGAAAAGAGGAGGGUUCCGUGGGGAGGAUUUCGCACGCCUCGCCGCGAAAGACUGGCAGCGGAUAUUGCCAUUAUGAGCAUGCUCUAUGAAUCAAUUGCUAUAAUUUCUGUCAAUGGUUUUCUCUACUUUUAUGAGUAUUUUUACUCCAGUGACAACUCUCCACUCCAGCUUCUUCAGUCUUUUGCAAUAACCACGUCAGUCCCACUGGCCAUUGAGUGGUUUUUCACCAGCUUGUCCAUAAUGAUUGAAACUCGUUACCAAAACAUGCCGAUAAUAGCAGUUUGGCGGAAAGCGUGGAAAAGACACAUUCUGGUAGCGGUGAUAAACAGUGUACUGGUCACAAUUUGGGCUAGUACGUAUCUUUUCAUCGCCAUUAAAGAAACUCUAACUGAUCAUAAGCAUCGCAAUUGCGACAUGCCGUUUACAAAGCUGUGA